Molecule: messenger RNA, 3969 nt
Organism: Malania oleifera
Lineage: Eukaryota; Viridiplantae; Streptophyta; Magnoliopsida; Santalales; Ximeniaceae
Product: putative pentatricopeptide repeat-containing protein At1g19290
Exons: 4
Coding region: 174-3035 (953 amino acids)
Molecular function (GO): protein binding
Source: RefSeq, a predicted model, not a curated record
ACAUUAAAAAUUGCCUCCCCAGAACGCGGGUUUUAAGUCUCGACGCGGCGGGGGAGCAGAUACAAUGGAACCAUUGAUUCGACGCUGAUGGCUUCCGGCAACGACGCUGAUAUGACGGAGUGGAUUCCACGGUUCUCCUUCCGACUCCUCCCGCGCCACCAGAUCGCCGCCCAAUGCUUGGGUGCUCUCCACUCUCCCGACUCCUUCCUCUGCUCCAACCCCGCCGCUCGCUUCACCUCUCGCGACCCCUUCACUGGAAACUCCGAGACGAGUCCAAGCUCACCCGGCCCGAAUUGAUCGACCGGAUAUGCCGUCUCGCAGUUCUGGAACGAUUCAACGCCAUUUCCCAACUCUCCUUCGACUUCUCCGACGAUCUUCUAGGCGCCGUGCUCCGAAACCUCAGACUCAAACCCGCUGCUUCUUUAGGGGUUUUCAAACUUGCCUCCAAUCAGAAAAAUUUCAGACCUAGCGCUGAAUCCUAUUGCAAGAUAGUUCAUAUACUGUCUAGAGGUCGAAUGUUCGAUGAGACCAAAGCGUGUUUGAACGAGCUCGUCGACCUUUGUAAGAAUAAGAAUAAUUCUGUUACUCUGGUUUGGGACAAGCUUGUUCGGAUUUAUAAAGAAUUCUCGUUUUCGCCAACUGUUUUUGAUAUGAUUUUGAAGAUUUUUGCCGAGAAAGGUUUGAUAAAGAAUGCAUUGUACGUGUUUGAUAAUAUGGGCAAGUACGGUCGAAACCCAAGCUUGAGGUCUUGUAAUUGCUUGUUGAGUAGUUUAGUUAGGAGUGGUGAAGGUCACACUGCUUGUCAUGUUUACGAUCAGAUGAUUAGGGUUGGCGUUGUUCCGGAUGUUUUCACUUGUUCAAUAAUGGUGAAUGCCUAUUGUAAGAACGGUGCAGUGGGUAGGGCGGCCGAGUUUGUGAAAAAAAUGGAGAAUAUGGGUUUUGAAACAAAUGCAGUGAGUUACCAUAGCUUGAUCAAUGGGUAUGUCAGUUUGGGAGAUGUGGAUGCAGCUAAGGGAGUAGUGGGGUUGAUGUCUGAAAGGGGAAUUUCAAGAAAUGUGGUUACAUACACUUUGCUGAUUAAGGGUUAUUGCAAACAAGGGAAGAUGGAUGAAGCAGAGAAGGUGCUCAGGGAUAUUUGGAAGUCGUCAUUAGUUGUGGAUGAGCAUGCUUAUGGUGCGUUGAUAGAUGGUUUUUGUCAAAUUGGCAAGAUGGAUGAUGCUGUUAGGGUUCAGGGUGAGAUGUUGAGGUUGGGCCUGAAAAUGAAUUUAUAUAUUUGCAAUUCCUUGAUCAAUGGGUACUGUAAACUUGGUGAAGUUAGUAGAGCUGAGCAAGUGGUAAUGGAUAUGGUGAAUUGGAAAUUAAAGCCCGACUCUUACAGCUAUAAUACUCUUGUUGAUGGGUAUUGUAGAGAAGGCUGUAUAAGUGAGGCUUUCAAACUUUGUGAUGACAUGCUCCAGGAAGGAAUUGAACCGAGUGUUGUAACGUAUAAUACUCUCCUCAAAGGUUUGUUUAAUGCUGGUGCCUUCAGUGAUGCUCUGCGUCUUUGGCAGUUGAUGUUGAAAAGAGGUGUAGCCCUGGACGAGGUUGGCUAUGGCACACUGCUUGAUGGGCUUUUCAAGAUGGGGGACUUUGAAGAAGCUUUAAAGUUAUGGAAGGAUAUACUAGCAUGGGGCUUUACCAGAAGUGGGAUUGCUUUCAAUACAAUGAUUAAUGGACUAUGUAAGAUGGGGAAAAUGGUGGAAGCAGAGGAGAUCUUUGACAAGAUGAAGGAGCUAGGAUGUUCCCCUGAUGGAAUAACCUAUAGAACUUUGAGUGGUGGGUAUUGCAAAGUUGGAAAUAUCGGCGAGGCUUUUAAAGUUAAAGAUGUGAUGGAAAGAGAAGCAAUUUCCCCUUCCAUUGAAAUGUAUAAUUCUCUUAUAAGUGGACUUUUUACAUGUAGGAAAUUAAGUAGAGUGACGGAUCUUCUUUGCGAGAUGCAUGCUAGGGGUUUGACUCCAAAUGUUGUCACUUAUGGAACCCUUAUUGCUGGUUGGAGCAAUGAAGGGAUGCUGGAUAAAGCUUUUGGUGCAUACUUUGAGAUGGUUGAUAAGGGAAUGAACCCCAAUAUAAUUAUAUGCAGCACUUUGGUCAAUUGCCUACAUAAUCUAGGUAGGAUUGAUGAAGCUAAUAUUUUGUUGCAGAAGAUAGUGGAUUUUGAUUUUUUUCCUGAUCAAGUGUGUUUUAACAAGAUCAUUGGAAGCGAGAUGAGACAUUUUGACACUCAGAAGAUUGCUGAUUCACUUGAUGAAAGUGCAAAAAGUUCACUUUUACCCAACAAUAUUGUGUACAAUAUAGCUAUUGCUGGGCUUUGUAAAGCUGGGAAGGUUGAUAAUGCUAGAAGAGUUCUCUCUACUUUGUUGAUGAGAGGGUUUAUUCCAGAUAAUUUUACUUACUGUAUCCUAAUCCAUGGUUUUUCAGCAGCUGGUAAUGUGAAUGAAGCUUUUAACUUACGGGAUGAGAUGUUGGAAAAGGGUGUUGUUCCAAACAUUACUACGUACAAUGCUCUGAUAAAUGGAUUGUGUAAAUUGGGAAACUUGGAUCGUGCAUUGAGGCUUUUUAAUAAACUACACCAGAAGGGGUUAGCACCUAAUGUUGUUACCUACAAUACAUUGAUUGACGGAUAUUGUAAGACUGGUAACAGUGGUGAAGCCUUAAAAUUGAGAGACAAGAUGACUGGAGAAGGUAUUGCCCCUUCUCUCAUCACAUACUCUACCUUGAUCAAUGCUCUGUGCAAGCAAGGAAGCAUGGAAGAAUCUGUGAAGCUCUUGAAUCAAAUGAUUAAGACUGGUUCAGAUCCCUAUCUUAUGGCAUACUCUAGACUUGUUCAAGGAUAUCUUAAAUGUGGAGAAUUACAGAAAGUCUCCAAGCUAUGUGACAGGAUGCUUAUCAUGGGUCCCUUUGCUGGAGUUAGCUCUCAUGAAUGGAUGAAUUUGACAGGUGUACCACAUAUUAAAAUAAUGCCUGAUGCAUAUAAGAUGUCCGAAGCUGUGUCUUGAUGCAUCCACACUGAACUAAUAGUUCUUUGAGAGGUUUAUUAUGUUAUUAGAGCAACUCAAAACACUGUCCAUUGUCUGUGCUAUCCAAUAUACUUAUUUGCAUCAAUGCAAAUUUUGAAGUUUUGGCCUUAACAUCAAGAACUAUGUUUGGGUAUUAUUUGGAGAGGCCUAGGGCUGCUGUAGCAGUAUCGUCACAAAGGAUAUGAAAAUUCUUAUUUGGCCUGUCUGCUUCAAUGAACUUCAGGGGAUAACGACUAUGAUGUUCAAUGGCAAAUUACUGCUGGACAAUGGAUCUUAAUUUUAACUAUUUCCAGGAUUAAUUUCAAUGAUGUAAUUCUCAUUUCUUCUAUAGUGCAAAGUGAGAAAGUAACAUAUGCACCAGAUGUUAGAAGUUUACUUAGGUGGUGAUAAUGAUGCCAAAGGAAUCUAUGAUAUUAGAGUUAUUUGCAAGGGCUGGUUACUGCUCAAGAACUUGUCCAAUAUGAAACUCUUUCUGUGGCAUUAUACUCCAGUGUGCUACAUUAGUAAAUUGUGACAAGUAUGCAUGCAUUUUGGUUUGUCUCUUCAGCUCCAGCUUAAAAUUUUGUUAAUUUGGAUGUAAAGUUCUUCAAUUAAUUCUGUAAUCAUCUGCAUUCUUCUGAAUUUUGAACUAUUUUACCUUUGAGAGUACAUUGGCCAAUUUGGAGUGAUAAUAUUAUUUCAUUGCUUUGAGUUGGCAGGUGGUUUGACAACUUGAUGGCAAUUUCAUUUGAAGCAUGGUGAAAUGCAGAAAAUCUUUUUGUGGUAAAUAUGUGAAAAGACACAGUUGCCAUACACAUGUUCUUUUUUUGUAAGUCAUGGUUAGGUGGCUAAGACGACCUCUUUGACUGCUGGUUGUACCAAAAAACAGUAAAUUUUAUUCAAUCAAUGGCACUCCAAAGGAAUUUAAAGUUUG